This is a messenger RNA of Mercurialis annua (annual mercury), 1548 nucleotides long. RefSeq names its product probable magnesium transporter NIPA9. Gene Ontology annotation, cellular component: membrane. The coding region runs from base 202 to 1236 and encodes 344 amino acids. The record is from RefSeq and is a predicted model, not a curated record. Gene Ontology annotation, biological process: magnesium ion transport. The transcript has 9 exons. Gene Ontology annotation, molecular function: magnesium ion transmembrane transporter activity. Lineage: Eukaryota; Viridiplantae; Streptophyta; Magnoliopsida; Malpighiales; Euphorbiaceae.
CUCUAAACAAAGUAACCAAUCCAAAUUUGUAAAAUUUAAUAACUAAUAAAGAUUAUCAUAGCUGCAUACGACAGGUAAACAGAAAAACAAAAGAAACCCACCAACCAAUUUGACACCAUCCCUAACCUCUUCACCCCCAUUAAAAAAUUUGGAAAAAGGAGAGAUCUUUGCUGUUCUUUUUGAUUUACAGAUUGAAACAACAUGUGGGAAUCAAUCUGUUUGACGUUGGCUGCCGCCGCCGGUAAUAACAUCGGAAAAGUUCUCCAGAAAAAGGGCACCGUCAUUUUGCCUCCUCUCUCUUUCAAACUCAAGGUAAUUAGGGCAUAUGCUGUUAAUAAAGCUUGGGUUAUAGGCUUCCUUAUGGAUAUAGGCGGCGCAAUGUUGAUGUUGAAGGCAUUAUCUCAAGCUCCAAUAUCUGUCAUCCAGCCGGUUUCUGGCUGUGGUCUCGCUAUUCUUUCUGUCUUUUCACAUUUUUAUCUAAAAGAAGUGAUGAAUGUCAUUGAUUGGAUUGGGAUCACGAUGGCUGCCAUCGGUACCAUAGGAGUUGGAGCUGGAGGUGAAGAGCAAGAGGCUACUUCUAUAUCUGUUUUCCAGUUACCAUGGCUGGCAUUUAUUGUUGCCCUCUUGUUUGUAGGCCUUAAUGGAUGGCUUCGUGUUUGCAAGCGUGAACGGAGAGAACAGGAGACGAUGGAUUAUGAAGUGGUUGAGGAAAUCAUAUACGGCUUGGAAUCUGGCAUUUUGUUUGGGAUGGCUUCAGUGAUAUCAAAGAUGGCAUUUGUCUUCUUGGAGCAGGGCUUCUCAAGAAUGCUGGUUCCUACAUGCCUUACAAUCAGCAUAUUCUGCAGCGCAACAGGAUUUUAUUACCAGACUCGUGGUUUGAAGCACGGAAGAGCAAUCGUAGUUUCUACAUGUGCUGCUGUGGCAUCCAUAGUGACUGGUGUACUUUCUGGAAUGCUUGCUUUGGGAGAACGAUUGCCUUCCGCACCUGCUGCUCGAUUUUCACUUCUGUUGGGAUGGCUACUUAUCAUAGUGGGUGUGGUUUUGCUUGUGAGUUCAACUCGGUUACUGCGACACCUUCCGCGGCCUUUGAGACGCUUGAUGCGCAGCAAAAUUGAUCGGAAUCUCAAUCUGAGUCGAUCAGGAUCACUUCGGGCCAAAGACUCAAACCCUAGUGCUGUCAUCCAGGCAGCAACAUUGCAUCAAUUGAUAUCAACUUCAGCGAAGGAGAAGGCUUGAAUAGAAAAUAUUUCGCCCAGAGAUAUAACUUUUUAUGGGUUAACGGGCAAACGCAGCCCAAUGGAAUGUCGGUUUGUGUAGAGGCUGCGGUGUACAGUGGGCCUGGUCGUUGUUGUUCUGUCGGAGGGCGUGAGGUUUUGAAGAUCAUCCCUCCGAGACAUGUAAUAUCACAUGAAUUCCAAAACUUGAAAAUUCUCAACAUUUCAUAUUCAUUGCAAGGUACAGCUGCUUUCAGCAUUUGCUGGUUAUCAGUAGAUGUAUCUGUAACAACUUCUCCAACAUAACAAUGCUUAUAUGUUUUACUUUUCAGAA